This is a messenger RNA of Ostreobium quekettii, 1308 nucleotides long. The record is from the annotation of a GenBank genome assembly. NCBI's taxonomy places the organism in Eukaryota, Viridiplantae, Chlorophyta, Ulvophyceae, Bryopsidales, Ostreobiaceae.
AUGGGCAAGCGCGGCAUUCGGCAGGUGACGCAGAUGACGUACGUGGGGGUGAGGAGUCCUGCGGAGAAUGAGAAACACCAAGAAAGGAUGAAAGAUCUGGAGUUGUGCAUUCAAGAUGCUGGAUGUUUUGUGAGCAACAGCUGGAACCUUUGCUUGAGGAGCACGAGGCGGCCUGUCGCUGAACUAGACGGUCGGAAUCUUUUCCGGGAGUUGAGGGCGGAGAAAGAGAGACUCGAAGAAAUCAUUGAAGAUCUGGAGUCCACAAUUGAAGAGGCUGGCUGUUUCGUGAGCAACAACUGGAACUUGUGCUUUAAGAACACCAAGCUUCCAGUAACUGAAAGGGCAGCGAUGGAAUAUUCGGAAUAUUCAAUUAAGGACCUCCAGGGAAGGGUACAUGAUUUGGAGUCCUGCAUCACAGAAGCUGGAUGUUUUGUGAGCAACGAUGGAAGCCUGUGCUUGAGGAGCAUCCAGCUACCUAUCGCAGAAUUGGACAAUCUGGAUCUUCCAAAAGACUUCAGAGUGGAGAACAGCGAGCUUGAGAGAAGGAUUGGGGAUUUGGAGUCCACCAUCCGAGAGGCUGGUUGUUUUGUGAGCAACCCGUGGAACCUGUGCUUCAGAAGCACCAACCGUCCUGUCGCCGAAAUGGGCAUUCUGACCGUUGUGAAACGCCUAAGGGAGAAGAAUAGGGAACUUGAAGGAAAGAUAGAGAGUUUGCAGUCCUGCAUUGCAAAGGCUGGAUGUUUCGUGAGCAAAAAUUGGAACUUGUGCUUUAAGAGCACCAAGCAUCCAGUACUUACAACGGAAACACUGGAAACCUCGCAGUGCGCGAGUGAGGAAAGCAAGGAUCUCCAGAGAAGGGUAGAGAACUUGGAAUCCUGCAUCGAAGAAGCUGGUUGUUUUGUGAGCAAAAACUGGAAUCUGUGCUUGAAGAGCACCAGGCGGCCUACUGCUGAAUUGGACAACCUGGACCUCUCAAGAUACCUGGUUAUGGAGAAUAGUAGGCUGGAGCGCAAGCUGGAAAAUUUGGAGACCUGCAUCGAAGGUGCUGGAUGUUUUGGGAGCAACAAUUGGAAUCUGUGCUUUGAGAGCACCAAGAAACCCGUAGCUCAAAUGACAAGGUUCAUAUAUGUGGAGGAUACAAGUGUGGGAAGUGAGGAUCCCCAGGGAAGGAUAAAAAUGUUGGAGUCAUGCAUCGAGAAAGCUGAAUGUUUUGUGAGCAACAACUGGAACCUCUGCUUCAAGAGAACCAAACGCCCCGUGGCCGAAGAGAACCAAAGAUACCCGUUGAAAAGCCUGGAUGACUGGUAG